UUUCUGGGAGCACCAAGCCUGCUUUUCUUUUUUUUUUGGAUAGACGAUUACCCAGACACCAGACGUGACGGUGCGCAAAAGAUAUCUCUAGACGCCGUUCAGAGGAAACACGCCACCACCUCUCCCCUCUACCUAGAUCCAUACACAGCAGCCAGCCAUGGCGAGUAGGACCAAUGGCGAUCGCAAGAAGCCGCCAUCUGCAGCGACCAACCUCAUUGGUGAGCUUCCUCGUUAGAAGGGGGAGCAUAUUUCCCUCCCAGCUCUGAGCUUUGCGCCGCACGAGUUAAUACGCUGACGUGCGCUGGCGCACUGUAUUAGCUGGCGGAGGAGCAGGCAUGAUGGAGGCAAUGGUGUGUCAUCCCCUCGAUACCAUCAAAGUGCGCAUGCAACUCUCUCGGCGCGGGCGACAGCCGGGCCUGGCAAAGCGCGGCUUUCUGCGCACGGGUAUCGAGAUCGCGCGGAAGGAGACGCCUCUCGGCUUAUACAAAGGGUUGGGAGCUGUCAUGACGGGUAUCGUGCCCAAGAUGGCCAUACGCUUCACGUCGUUUGAGUGGUAUAAGCAGCUGCUGGCGAACAAGCAAACGGGCAACGUCUCGGGACAGUCAACAUUCUUGGCAGGCCUGUUUGCGGGCGUGACCGAGGCGGUUGCGGUGGUUACACCCAUGGAAGUGAUCAAGAUCCGGCUGCAGGCGCAGUACCACAGCAUGGCGGACCCUCUCGACGUGCCCAAGUACCGCAACGCUGCGCACGCCCUGUACACGGUCGUCAAGGAGGAGGGGUUCGGUGCCCUGUACCGCGGCGUUUCGCUAACAGCCCUGCGCCAGGGCAGCAACCAGGCUGUCAACUUCACAGCCUAUUCGUACUUCAAGGAGUGGUUGCAACGCUGGCAACCGGAGCUCGAUGCCAAGUCCUUGCCCUCUUACCAGACCACCUUGAUCGGGCUGGUGAGUGGUGCCAUGGGGCCCCUCAGCAACGCCCCGAUCGACACCAUCAAGACGCGCCUGCAAAAGACACCAGCCCUCGCCGGGACAACUGCCCUGCAGCGCAUCGUGGGGAUUUCGAAGGAGAUGUUCAGACAAGAGGGGUUCCAUGCCUUCUACAAGGGCAUCACACCUCGCAUCAUGCGCGUCGCCCCUGGCCAGGCCGUCACCUUCACCGUCUACGAGUUUCUCAAGGACAAGCUCGAAAAGAGCAAACCGGCUAUCUUGACAGGGGAGAGGUACGAGGAGUGACUGGCAUGAGCCCUUUAGCCCCCCUCCUUCCCUGAUUAAGCCCAAUGCAUGCGCUUUCU
Molecule: messenger RNA, 1291 nt
Organism: Lasiosphaeria miniovina
Lineage: Eukaryota; Fungi; Ascomycota; Sordariomycetes; Sordariales; Lasiosphaeriaceae
Product: mitochondrial carrier domain-containing protein
Exons: 3
Coding region: 336-1232 (298 amino acids)
Biological process (GO): fumarate transport; succinate transport; transmembrane transport
Cellular component (GO): mitochondrion
Molecular function (GO): succinate:fumarate antiporter activity
Source: RefSeq, a predicted model, not a curated record